This is a messenger RNA of Tetrahymena thermophila SB210, 1803 nucleotides long. RefSeq lists its product as hypothetical. The record is from RefSeq and is a predicted model, not a curated record. The transcript has 6 exons. NCBI's taxonomy places the organism in Eukaryota, Ciliophora, Oligohymenophorea, Hymenostomatida, Tetrahymenidae.
AUGUAUGAGGAUGAUGAAGAUAGCGAGCUAAAUAGAUCUCGGUAUUCAGACUCUUCUCUUUAAUCCUCUAGAAAAAAGAGCUUAGAUAAAUUUGAGAAAUAUUAAUAAAUGUUGAAUUUUUAUGAUUCUUAGCCUUUUCUCAGUCUAGAAACUUAAGUGAUUACAUCUUAAAUUGUUGAUUUGUUAUUCACAAAAGGAGCAAAUAAUUUGUAUGAAAAAUACCUCAUAACAAAAAUGCCUGAUUUUCAGGCUAAGGAAGUAAAUGGAUUGAUGGGUGCAUUAAUUUAAUAGGGAAUGAUGUAUGGAGAUAAAGGUGAAUCGUAGGAAGAAUUAAAAACGUUUUGGAAAGAGGAGAAAGAACCACCAAUUUUAAACUAUGAUUCAAGGUCAAUCUAUGCAGUUAAUGUAGAUUUCAAGUAAAUAAUUAUUGAUGAAACAGAGUAAGAUGAUAGCGAUGCUAAAUCUAUUAUGAGUAAUUCGAGCAAGUUCUCUUUCGCAUCAAGAAAAACAAAUAAAUUAUUGUCUGCUUCACAAAAAAUUAUGACUCUGAGUAAAAUCAACUAAAACAUGAUAGAAUCUACAGUAAAACAAAAAAAGCCUGAAAAGUACUAGCCAGAACUUAUUAGGAUGCCUGAUGAAGCACCACCUGAACCUGAUCCAAUAGCAGAUCGAUUGAGACUCGCUAGAGAAAAGAAGGAUUAUGUGAAAGCCCUAGAGUUGGAAAAACAAAAAAAAUAAAUGCAAGAUGAAUUAGAUUUCGAAAACAAAAAAAAGGAUGCUCAAAGACUACUCAAGCACAAAUAAUUUACUCAUGAUUACAAUGGAAAUAUAAUUUAUCUUAAAAAGGAUAGAGAUUAAGUGCCAAUUCCUAAUAAUAUAAUUAAUUUAGAUGCAAAAACCAAGACGCCAUCAGAAAUAGUGAAAGAGGCUAUCCUUCCAAAUGAAGAUGGUAAAAAGGUUAAAUAAAUGAACUUUCGAUCACAAUAAAAGCCUAAUUUCCUUGAAACUUUAGAGUUUCAUAAUUAGCCUUUGCUUCACCUCACAUUAAAGCCUAAUCCAGGAAACAAAGUUAUGACUAUGCAAGGAUAGAUAAUGGAAGGUGGGUUUUUGAGUAUGUAAAAUAGAAUGAGAAAAGGAGAGUACGAUAAAAUGAUAGAAAGUCUACCAAAUAGACCUGUAGCUAAUUACUUAGGAGGCACUUAAACAUAAUUUAAUUAGCAAAUGAUGGAAGAUUUCAUGAAAAAAGAGGGAAAACAUCCAAGAUUAUCUCUUCAUAGCUCUUCUCAAAUGAGAAUCAUCAAUAAAGAAGCUUUAGAGGAUAUGUUAGAAGACAAAAAGAAAAGGAAAUCAAAUGCAUCAUAAGAAAACGUGAAUGAAGACUCUUUAGAUCAACUAAGACAAUAGCUAAUAGUCAAGGAAAAAGAAAAGCAAGAAAAAGAGAGAAAAAAAAAGGAAAUAUAAAAAUAAAUUAAACUAGAAAAAAUAACAGUUUACCCUUCAAUAGAAAAAACUGUUGAAAAUGGUGAAUAUGCUAUUUAGACAGCCUUGACCUCUCCAAAGACCAAUAAGUAAAAAGAACCUAUAACCCGUCUUCAUUUAGAAAUUGAAAAGUUUGAUUUAUAAAAUAUUAAAGACCCUACAUGGGGUGACCCUAAUCUUGCAAAAUCAUAAAUGUUGAUGAUUUCAUCUGAAAAUCAAAAGCGUGGUAAGGAACCUGUCACUUUCAAAAUUAGGAAAUAGUAGAAACUAGUUAACAGUAAUAAGCAGAUGAAAAUGACUGCAUCAAAGUUUUUUAAUUCAUGA